This is a messenger RNA of Verticillium dahliae VdLs.17, 2160 nucleotides long. RefSeq lists its product as uncharacterized. Bases 1 to 2160 code for a protein of 719 amino acids. The record is from RefSeq and is a predicted model, not a curated record. The transcript has 3 exons. Lineage: Eukaryota; Fungi; Ascomycota; Sordariomycetes; Glomerellales; Plectosphaerellaceae.
AUGGGGCAAAGGCAAAGCAAGCAGGUCUGGGCACUCGGGCAGACCAUAACCCACCAUCAACAUGCCAAUCCGGCCCCUUCCCCCGCCCCGAUUUCUUUCGUUUCAGCAUCCGGCUUGAAGCCACGUCCGGCGAUCCCACCCCCCAUCCGUCAUCGCAGCCAGAUAUUCCAGCACAGUCCGGCUCUCACGACCCCAACCGAGAUCGAAGACCUCACACAGGCCCUAGCAGCCCUGACGAUCCAACCGACAACGCCACAAAAGCGCAAGCACGCCCCUCCCGACCCGGUCCGCCAGACCAAGAAGCGACGCAAGCUCAGCGGCAGCCCCGUCGCUCUCCCCGGUUCGCGGAUCCGGGGCACGGCCCCGCAUCGCACAUCGAUUCCUUCGUUUCCGAGGAGCCUGCUGCCGCGGAGGACGGCGUACGUCCCGUCGACGGUGCUGCGGCGGGUGACGAUGCCGCUGGCGAGGCGGUAUGCUGUUGAGAUGGAGCUGGAUCCACCGCAGCCGGUGGUUGUUUUGUAUCGGUGGCCGGGCGAGGGUGGUGGGUGCGGCGCGGGGGAGGGGCGGCCGCGGCAGCUUGGACUGGGGGAUCACUGCGAACGGGAGCUGCUGCUGCUGCGGGAUCCGUGGAUGGAUGGAGGUGAGGAGAUUUCUGGGGGAGGGGGCGAGAGUGGUGCUUGUCAGGACGGGAUGACGGAGGAGCAGAGGGCGGAGCUCAAGAGGGAGAUUUUGGAGAUGAUGUGGCAGGGACUAGCCAGAUGUCCAUGUGUCCGAAACGAUAGUGGAAUCGGCCUCGGUGAUGCCAUGCCCACCUACAGAAGCCCUCUUGUUACCUUAUCUACCAAGGUGCCUCACCUGUCAUUCCACAGCAUCAACCCACUCGUGCUCAACGUCGAACCCGUCAUGACACAAACUUCGCCUCCGCCUCAAGAGCCUGGUGCCUGGCCCCAGCACAAAUUAUUCUGGUUGUUAACCGCCGAGAUCACCUCUUGCUCAAGCUCUCUUGACGUUGCUGAGGUAGAGAAUGAGAAGUAUGCUGAAGCCCGCGAAGCCGCCGUACAAAUUCUAUUGGCACUUCGAGACGAGAGCUUUCUGCCUUGGCACAAGUUCCCACGGCCGAAGGAACGACGUGAUCUCAUCCGAAAAGCUCUGCCGUCUGUUUUUUCAAAAGGGAACGAAGGUGUCGUCAGUUACUUUCGGAUCGUCAAAGAAUGGUUGGAUCGGUUCCCUAAACUCCCAAAUAAUGCGCACCAUGAAAAAUGGCAGGCACACCUCCUCACACAACCUGCCCUGACUAUAUGGCUUGAUCUCAGGGCGGCACUCGUAAGAAGGGGAUUCCAGAUAAGUGAUACCGAGUAUCCCCAAAACCACAUCUCGCUCUCAACCGAACGUUUUGGUCUACGCUCCGACCUUCUGCCUCUGAAUGCCAGGAUCACCAACAAUAACCCCGGCGGUACACACGCCUUCGUUGGCAACCUGAAGCGCCCACUGCCUACAGCAAGCAGCCCAACACCUCGACUUUCUCAAGUCGUCAAGACAAAUGAGCGUGCUGCAUCAGCUCCACUGACCGAGGGGUAUGACUUGAUGUCUUUUACGCCAUUUGAGAAUAUUGGUCAUUACAGACCGUCUCAAAUUGCAAACCAUGCAGAUGCAGAACACGUUGAAUAUAGUCCCAGGAAUGACGAUACAUCCCCUCAAGGCGCAGAGGCUCGCAGACUUCCAUGCGUCACCAACGCAACGACAGUCCCUGUCAAAGCCCAGACCAUCACCUCAAGCGCCAACAAAGGCAGUUCCAGAGAUAUCCGGAACCCCACUGUCGAAACCAUCGCCGGUGCUUCACAACCACAGUUUUCCCUCAACGAUUUCCUGAACCUCCAGGUAGCUUCAACAAUCUUCAGAGGUCAGCCUGGCGCCGGAGGGUUCCGGCACGCCACUAUCAUGGAGGUUCUCAAAGAUCAGGAGAGGAAAGCGAGGGGUGCAUCUCCCGCGACCACAACACUUGCGAUAUCCCCAGUUCGGGUCGUUGCCUCGAUUCAGCCGGAUUCGACACUCGUGGUCCAAACUCAACGCGAAGUCAAGGCAGCGUUAGACGGGGCAAUGCUAGCCGGGAAACGAAAGGUCGCGGGUGACUUGGCUCAUAGCCUUCUUUCCAUGGUCUGA